Messenger RNA from Dicentrarchus labrax (European seabass), 2060 nucleotides. It is a transcript of the gene flad1, whose product is annotated as flavin adenine dinucleotide synthetase 1. The record is from RefSeq and is a predicted model, not a curated record. The coding region runs from base 213 to 1796 and encodes 527 amino acids. Gene Ontology annotation, biological process: FAD biosynthetic process. The transcript has 11 exons. Gene Ontology annotation, molecular function: FMN adenylyltransferase activity. NCBI's taxonomy places the organism in Eukaryota, Metazoa, Chordata, Actinopteri, Moronidae.
GGCUCUCGUACCACUCUGGAAUCCUGUUAUUGUCUGUGAUUGGACAGCUGACGAGUGACAUGUAGCCACUUAACGAAGCUGGUUACACGGAUACGUAACGAGGAAAUAUGCGGCUCAGGAGUAAGAAUACUACCUGGUAGGAGGCAAGUUUUGAAGGAGAAGAGGGCCUGAACUGUAAUGAAACAUUUUGGGAUACUCCAUAUGGAUUCUUCAUGUUGAUCCUUGCUUUGCCCAAGCUGAGUAGAGCAGUGGUGCGUGUGAGGAGACUGGCCGCUCAACUCUGUGACGCAACCAUGUCCACAAACCACCAGGGCUCCAGUCCAUCCUCUGCAGCCAACGGGGAUGUUCCCACUGCAGCCAUUCUCAUCAUUGGAGAUGAGAUCCUCAAGGGUCACACAUUGGACACGAACAGUGCUUUUCUGACACGAGCACUACGGAAGCUGGGAGUGGCUGUGCAGCGCAUAACGGUCAUACCAGACAAACAGGAGGUCAUUGCCAAAGAGGUGGCCCUUCUUUCGUCUCAGUAUACACACCUCAUCACCUCGGGGGGCAUAGGCCCCACCCACGAUGACGUCACCUUUGAGAGCAUCGCUAUGGCGUUCCAAGAGGAAUUACAUCCCCACCCUGAGCUCUCCCAGCUGGUUGAGGAAUUCUUUGGGGUGGAGGACAAGCAGAGUGCUGCUAUGAAGCUGGCCAUGGUGCCUCGCUCAGCCAAACUCAACUACGGAACUGACCCUCAGACCGGGCAACCGCUCCGCUACCCACUGGUCAGCGUGCGCAACGUGUAUAUCUUUCCUGGGAUCCCGUCUCUGAUGGAGAGGGCGUUCAGUGGGCUGGAGCACCUCUUUGCUGGUUCAGGGACUACGUUUCACUCUCGUGAGGUGUUUGUGGAUGCAGAUGAGGCGGAGAUCGCUCCUGUGCUGACCAAACUGCAGGCUGGUUGGGGCCAGAAAGUGGCUCUGGGCUCCUACCCUGACUGGUUGAGCAAUUAUCACCGAGUCAGGCUGGUCCUGGACUCUGAUAGCCAAGAGGAGGUGGACAAAGCCCGGGAACAGCUGCUAGACAUGCUGCCCAAGGGUAGCGUGGUGCCCUUGGUCACUGACCCGGUGUCUAUCGCCCCUGUGGAGGUGUACACACUGGCCAACAGCGGCACACCUUUGGGUGAGAAAGUUAUGUCUGCGCUGAAAACAAUAGAGGCUGCACUGGAUCAGUAUUCGACAGAGGAAGUCUGCAUCGGCUUCAACGGAGGCAAAGACUGCACGGCACUGCUGCAUCUCUACUACGCAGCGCUGAAACGGCGGUAUCCAGUUGGUAAAGACAAGGUGAAAGCUUUGUAUAUCCGUAUUGUCUCUCCGUUCACAGAAAUGGAGAGAUUCCUUCAGGAUACGAUUAAAAGGUAUGACCUGGAGCUGUUUGCUGUGGAGGGCAGUAUACGGCAGGCACUGAGCGAGGUGCAGGAGAGGAGGCCAGAGCUGAAAGCCGUCCUGAUGGGGACCAGGAGGAGUGACCCCUACUCACACACUCUCACACCCAUGUGUCCCACUGACCCCGGCUGGCCGGAUUACAUGAGAGUCAACCCGUUACUAGACUGGACGUAUCAUGACAUCUGGUCAUUCUUGAGGACGUUAUAUGUGCCGUACUGUAUUCUCUAUGACAAAGGGUACACGUCACUGGGCAGCAUGGACAACACCUGUCGAAACACAGCCCUCCAGGUGGUGGAUGGUAGGGGCGUUACGCGAUACAGGCCAGCCUACCUCCUGGAAAAUGAAGAAGAGGAGCGGAACUCGCGCGCCUGACGUAGCGUCGCUUCUCACUGCAUCACCUGUUGCUGACGGAGCCAGAUUGCUUUCAGAUCUUAGAUCAGUUCCCUACGCACUUACACCUCUGUGGAAAACAUGACAUUUUUAUCAAGUCUCGAUAUGUGAAUAUCUGUAGAAUGAGGUUGUGAAGUGUGUGUCUGUGUGUGUGAGUGUGUGCUCUAUUUGUUUAUACAUGUGAGUCUCAGCCUUAAGUAAUGGCUCUCUGUGCUGUUGAAUAAAACAUCAAUCUAUGACAUCUUU